Colias croceus (clouded yellow) is the source of this 2752-nucleotide messenger RNA. RefSeq lists its product as uncharacterized. NCBI's taxonomy places the organism in Eukaryota, Metazoa, Arthropoda, Insecta, Lepidoptera, Pieridae. The transcript has 13 exons. The coding region runs from base 37 to 2517 and encodes 826 amino acids. The record is from RefSeq and is a predicted model, not a curated record. Gene Ontology annotation, molecular function: acyltransferase activity, transferring groups other than amino-acyl groups.
ACAAGCUCGUGUAACAAGUUAGCAAUAUUACGUAAAAUGAAUUUUAAACUGUGCUUCGUUGUUUUGGUAUUUUUAAGUUUCACAAAUUGUGCAAAUGUAAUUUCGCGCCAAAAUGCAUAUUCUAAAAAAGAUUCCCGCGAAAAGUCAAAGAGUAUACACGUUCAUGAACAAUUGAUGGACAAUCUGUUUAUUAUCUAUGAUCCUUCUUUUCUCGCGCUCGUGUGGCCGAAAAUAAAGAAUGGUGUACAUUUGAGUUUGGAUAGGUAUUGUUGGACCGAAUUGAGUGUGUUUUUCAAAGAUUAUUUGGAUGGUCACGCUUGGGCAUAUAAAACUGCAGAUGCAUCAGGCCGAUAUUCGUCAUCAUUCUUCACUGGAAACAAGUUCUGGUUGGGGUCCAAGCAACAAUGCCAAAUUCUGAACGAUGCGUACGAGUCUCAAGCGCAAGAUCAAACUUGGGGAGAGUUUUAUAGUGGGGACUAUCUCAAGACGUUGCUCAAGGGGAACACAAAUUUUGGACGGAACCAGCAAGACUGGCACGCGCUAGUGCAGCGCGACGAGCUAGUGCGGCGGCUGGUCCGCGCGGACAACGCGCCGCCCUUCGCCCUCGGGUACUCCGCCCUGCAGCUGCAGCUCAACCUCACCAGCUUGGCUUUGGCUAAGUCAUACGAUGUGAUACUGGGCGUCUGCUUGCCAAAAUCCUGCGCGUCUGAAGAUAUUGUCUCCAUUAUAAACUUCUCGAUUAUGCUCAACGAUCACUUAAAGUACAACAACUCCCUCAGCAGAUCGGUUAAAAUCACAUCUAUUAGGCAAAUACAAGGUUACGACAUUAAAGACGACGUGGUCGCAGUUCUGACCAUACUGAUCACGAUAAUUUUCAUCCUCCUAUCUGUAAUCGCCACAUUGGUAGAUCUAGAUGUCUUCUCAGUAAGCCACCAAACGUUAAACCUAAAUAAACCCAUGAAUAAGGACGAAAUAGACAGGAAAACAAUCACACGACCAGUGAUAGUAGAUGCAGUAAUGAAGAACGCAAAUAAUGCUGGGACGUUAAAGCUGUGCGAUCCAAAACUACCUCCUUCAAUUACGCUGGGCGUAGUAAACAUGGAGGGGACCGGGAACUGCAGGAGAUGCGGGAAAUAUAGGAAACAGUGUGCCAUCUCGAGACAAUUUGACAAUUUCCCGCCGUGUCCGAGGAUGAAAUACAACUCCUGCACAAGUUUGAACACAGAAGUCAAGAAAACUAAUGGUUUAAUGAAGGAUCUGCUGUUGAGUUUUUCGAUAAAGCACAGUUGGAUGAGGGUUUUCAACACGAAUCUGGCGAACAAGGAUCUGUCCGUCAUACACGCUGUUAAAAUUAUCGCAAUGUUUUGGAUAAUUUUUAUACAUGUAGCUGUCACUGUUAGCUAUGUUUCAAAUAGCGGUGAUAUCAAUGAUCCUAGUAAUAUGUAUUACAAUAUAUUGGCCACUGGGACACUCGCGUUUGAUACUCUGUUCUUUGUAAGCGGCAUAUUCAGCGCGCACCACUUCUUCUACCUGAAGGGGCGCUACUGCAGCGAGGAGGUGCUGCGUUGUUCUGGACCAUGUGGCCAGCUGUCUCAGCUCAUGUGUUUUAUCAUCAAUCGGGCUAUACGGCUACUCCCCCCCUACGUGUUCGCGAUAUUCACGUCCUCAGUGGUGUCCCGCGCGUUACACGCCAGCGUGACGCUGGGGAGCGGGACUGACACGUGCCACACGUACUGGUGGCGGAACUUGUUGUAUAUCACUAACUUGUACCCACGGGAGGAACAGUGCAUGCACAUCUCGUGGUACCUCUCUGCCGAGACGCAGCUGCACGCGUGCGGCGCCGUGCUGUGCGCUCUGCUCGCGACGCGCAAGCGGCUCGUGCUGUCUCUCGCGGUGUUGUUGCUGUUCGCGAGCACUGCGUUCGAUGUGAUCUCUAGUUAUACGGAGGAUUUUGUAAAUAGUGCUGGGUACGCAUGGGAGGGUCACGUGUGGAGCCACGCGGCACCCUACGUGCUGGGCGUGCUCACAGGAUGGCUUGUACAUCGGAUAGACGGGCUGCUUACUGUACCUAAAAUGUGGUCAGUAUCCCUGUGGAUAUGGUCAUGUUGCGCGGCACUUGGGUCAUGGGCGCUGCCGUGGGCGGGGUGGUGGGGCGCGGGGCGGGUGGCGGCGGGCGGGGGGACCGCGUGGCUGCACCUGCUGUGGCCCGCUGCGGGGAUCUGGCCCGCUGUGGUCUGCUCUACCAAAUAUGCGUACCGAACGCGGCAAUUACUUGACAGUCGAGCGUGGUGUGGUGUCAGUCGCCUGUGCUACUGCGCAUUGCUUCUGCACAUGACACUCGCACGCGCACUGCUCGCAGCUGACACUGCUCUGUGUGCGAGUUUCGCGUGUCUGUUGUGUUACUACCUGGGCGUGACGGGCGUGACGUUGUUGUGCGCGUUCUGUCUGUGCGUGUUGGUGGAGAUGCCGACCUGCGCCUUCCUCACCAGGCUCUCGGACUAUGUGUAUAGACGAUAGACUUCUUGUAAAUCAGGUGUUACAAGCUCAUAGGAUAUCGAUUAUUUGACAUUUGUUUUGUUUUCUUUCAAUAAUCGAAUAUAUGGAAGGAUUAAAAAAAAUCGUUCAUAGUAUUUGCGAAAGAGAAAUGUUUUAACAACUACAAGAGAAAAGAAAUAGUUGGACGUAGUUAAUUUUGCGUUUUUGAUUUCGAAUCGAAAGCAAAUAAAUUGUAUGUAAGUUGUCAGGUAUUUAU